UCCGCCUUGUGGGAUAUAUCCAUUUUCGAGGCUUUAUGAUACAAUCACGGCUUUGUACACCUGAAGGAUAUAUGAUAGGUUCUUUGAGAGGUGGACGUUUUAUCAUUGGCAACAACGGUGAUAUUUUUGGUGUACGCUACCAAAAAUGUGAUGACUCAGAUUCGAAUGAUGCGUUAACGCACGCAGACAGUAAUAAAAAAUUUCUUCUUGAAGUUCAAUGGACGGCCGAAAGAGACAUCGGAGCUGUGCAAUUCAUGCUCACCGUGGCUGCCGAGGACGAAUUGUACUGGGAACGUUGGCGUCCUCGAAAUGGGUUUAUCCGUCCAGAGACGGGUAAGGACGGGCAUGUUGUCGAGUCGUUAUUUGAAAUUGAGGUCUCGCCUGGACCAGAGGAGCCGACUAUGAGUCCAGAAGAGGAAGCAACAGCUGUUCCACCUGAAGAUGUAACUACACCUGAACCAUUUGAUGCAAAAAUAUUUGAAGAAAUUGAAGCAGCUGAAGAGACAGAAUCAUCUCGCCUGAAGUCAGCAGAGUCACUAAUUGCGCUGCACAGUGCUUUCAUGCCGGUCGAGCCAAUGGCGUCAUUCUCCCCUACAACAAUGGCACCAAGCUCUAUAGAAGAGGAUUUAUUGUCUUUGAACGAAACGCUAAGCGAAAAUGGAACGCAGUCAACAUUGUUACCAUCUACAUUUACAUCAGGAUCAACAAAAGUCUUGCUGACAUCAACGACAUCUAUUCUCACUACGAUUGAAGAUAUCACUGCAAACAGUGACAAUGACACGGAGACGACUAGCGUACCACGAAGAUUUUUAAAUUCGCAUGUGCAGUUGCGGCAACAUGAUAUUGUUAUUGAAGAUAUGGAUCCCGAAGAAACUUGCAGGCAGUCAAGCCCAUGUGAGAACGGUGGCACAUGCGUUGUGAAGAACAAACAAGUACAAUGCGAAUGCGCUAGUGAAUACACCGGUGUGAACUGUGCAGAGGUGGAUAUGUGCUUGAACCAUGCCUGUGCCCAAAAUUCCACUUGCAAAAACGGACCCAAAGGAACUUACAUUUGCGAAUGCAAGGAAAACACAGUUGGAACUUACUGCGAAUUCACCUGUCCGGAAAAUUACUGUCUGGGCAAAGGUUUGUGCGUGAUGCGGAAAGACGGCAAGAUCGGUUGCACUUGUAACCCUGGUUUCACCGGACGCCGCUGCGAAAAAGAGAUCGAUGAAUGUCAAAUGAAUUAUUGCCAAAACGCUGUAAGGUGCAUUGACAAGUUCAACGACUAUGAGUGUAUCUGUGAAGAAGGAUGGAUCGGGAAAGACUGUGACAGACCUUGCCAAGAUGUAUACGGUUCGUGCAAGAUAUGGAAGCGUGAAGGACAAUGCGAAAUAUCAGAGGAAUCUACCCAAUUCUUCUUGCUAAACUGUCCAGCAACAUGCGGGAUCUGUGAGCCCAAAAAUGAGACCUCUGUAGAACUAGUCGACCGAUUGCCAGCCAUUCUCUUGCCUUUGUCCUGGAUAAUCGGUGUCUGGGAAACACAAGUCAAAGGUUUCAACGGACGAGCGUUCGACUAUCCGCUCGAUUUCAACUCCUCAGGCUACAACGAAACGCUGACGUUCUCUGUUGCUAAGCCAAUAAUGUUCGGAACACCAAGCAUCAACUAUACAUCCAAAGCAGUAAACAUUGACGACCCCGAGGACGUUCACCUACAAAACGGAUUCCUCACAAUACGACAGUAUGCACCAGAAGGAGAGCGAAUGAAGAAGGUGGCUCUAAGCAGCGUCAAUAAUCAAGGAGUCACCAUAAUCGAGGAGGGACCAUUAUCAAGAAAAUUGGGAACAAGUGGACCAAUACUGAAUUUAUUUCCUGUAUUUACAAAUAUACAAACGGAACUUCAACGGAUGAUUCCUAGAAAAAUUAAUAGGUCAUUUGCUCGUAAAGGCAAUCGAUUGGUCCAAACGGUUACAAAGGAGACAAAUGGAAGAAAGAUCAAAUUUAAGAAAGUUUACGAUAGGAUUCGAGAAUACGAAUUUUUUUAGAUCUGUUGUACUAUACCAUGUUAUUUAUAAGCAUCUCAGAUGAUUAGAUCCUGAUCUGUUCUGUUUUCCAAAUGCAAUGAUUCCGCAAAAAAAAAAUAAU
This is a messenger RNA of Cylicocyclus nassatus, 2124 nucleotides long. The record is from the annotation of a GenBank genome assembly. NCBI's taxonomy places the organism in Eukaryota, Metazoa, Nematoda, Chromadorea, Rhabditida, Strongylidae.